Messenger RNA from Lonchura striata (white-rumped munia), 2635 nucleotides. It is a transcript of the gene CSDC2, whose product is annotated as cold shock domain containing C2. Lineage: Eukaryota; Metazoa; Chordata; Aves; Passeriformes; Estrildidae. Gene Ontology annotation, biological process: regulation of mRNA stability. The record is from RefSeq and is a predicted model, not a curated record. Gene Ontology annotation, cellular component: cytoplasm. Gene Ontology annotation, molecular function: mRNA 3'-UTR binding.
GAGCGAUGCAGCUCCCCGGGGCCGACCCUCGUCACCUCCGGCCCCCCAUACAGACUUUCUGCUUUAAGCCUAGCUAGCUCCGAAAUGACCAGGCUGAUCCCUCCCACCUGCCCGCUCCCCCUGGCCCGGCCCUGACGUCAGGGGAAGGCGUGCGGAUGCGUGUGUGUUCGAGGCGCACAUCAUCCACACAUCAGAUAGCGCAGAUCCAUCAGCCGGCAGGAGCCAGCCGACAAAGCCCCCCGGAGCCGGGCUGCAGGCGAGACCGCGGCCCCUCGCAAGGCAGCGGAGGAGCGUCGGGCCCCUCCGAGCACCGAUGCUCUGCAGAGCGCAGCUCCAGGGAGCCCGUCGCUGCUAAGGAGGUCACCAGCAGUAGGCCCACACGCCUGGGCAUCCUUUCUCCAGCUGCUCACCCAUCCGAUCCCAAAAUGGAGGAGCCCACCGACCCCACCAUGUCAUCGGACCCCAGCGCCCCGCCAGCAGUGCCACCCCUGCACUCCCCCAAGUCGCCAGUGUGGCCCACCUUCCCCUUCCAGCGGGAGGGCAGCCGCAUCUGGGAGCGGGGCAACCUCCUGCUACGGGACCUGCCCAGCCCCCUCCCCACCAAGAGGACCAGGACCUACUCGGCGACAGCGCGUGCCUCUGCUGGCCCCAUCUUCAAGGGCGUCUGCAAGCAGUUCUCUCGCUCCCAGGGCCACGGGUUUAUCACCCCAGAGAAUGGCACUGAGGACAUUUUCGUGCAUGUGUCUGACAUCGAGGGAGAGUAUGUCCCAGUGGAGGGGGAUGAGGUGACGUACAAGGUCUGCCCCAUUCCUCCCAAGAACCAGAAGUUCCAGGCAGUGGAGGUGGUCCUCACCAACCUGGCGCCCCACACGAAGCAUGAGACAUGGUCUGGCCAGAUCAUCGGCUCCUAGGCACCCAGCGAGGCCGCCAGCCACUCAGCCCCAUGGAGCAAGCCUGCCCAGCCGCUCACAAGGGGUGUGGGGGGAGCCGAGGUGGCGGCGGGGCCGGGGCUGCCCCCAAACAUGCAGGCGUUUGCGUUCAGUGUCUUUUAUAAGGUUACGGUUUCCUUUGUCUGUGUGUGUUUGUAAGUGUCUGUCGAGGGGGACGGGGGAAGCAGAUUCCUCCUUGAGUGUCCCCCAGCUCCAGGGGCAGCACCGAGCCCCGUGUUCCAUUCCCUGCUCUGGAGGCCAUGGGGAAUAGAGAAACCAGUCCUAUGCCCCAGCCCUCCAGCUCUACUGGGCUGAAGCAGGUGCUGAGAGAAGGAGCGGGUGGCUCAGCUCACCCUCCUGAACUCCACUCUGGCAAGAUGGGCACCCCACUCAGUCCGCAGUGGGACAGCAGCAGUGGGACAUGCUCUGGUGCAGGGACAAAACAGGGUGGUGUGGGGUGGCAUAUCACUGUGCGGGGUCUGGGUGGCUGAGACCCAUCCCCAUUGCUGGCAGCUCACAGCACCCACCUGAGCCACAUCCCUCCAUCACAAGAUCUCAGGUCAGCAGUGCCACAGGGAGAUGACUGGUUUACAGAAAGAAAAAAUUUGGUUUUAAGAGGCAGACAGGUGCUGGCAGGUCACCCGGGGCACUUGGUGCUGUGCCUGAGGGGCUGCACCUGGGCAUGGGGCAUGGGGCACUUGGCACCUCUGUGCUCCCUGCUGCUGCUGGGCAGUAAUGCACUUUUCUUGGCUCAGUGCUGACAUGGUUUUGGGGAGGCAGACAUUUUCUCCUCCUUCCCUUGCCCCCCGGCCCCCUGGGGACCCCCUUCCCAUGCGUGUGCGUGCGUGAGAGUGUGUGUGUGUGUGUGUGUGUGUGUGUGUGUGUGUGCGUGUACAUGUCUGUAGCUUGCUUGGGGUGGUGAGGGGCUGAGGGGUCUAAGCAGCCUCAGUCAUGGGGCAAGCACAGCCACCUCCUCCCCAGCCCCUCAGUGUAGGCAGGGUCUUGUAUACAAAGCACAAACUUUGGUUUUUUUGUCUUUUUUUGCCAUACCCUGGCCAGGUGGGUUCCCACAGCCCCAGGGAGUGACAGGGAAGAGGGCACUGGGACAGGGACAACGUGCACUGGGCUGCUCUUGAGCUCACCCCAGGGAAACAGUGCUCAUGCUCCAGGAAUUACCAGCAUCUUAAGGCAUUCAAAGCAGGGUUGGGGACAGUAGGGUGCCACCAAGUCCCCCUGAGUGGGGCAGAAGGGGACAGGCAGCAGCAGGAGCUGCUGGCACUGCUGAUGCUCAGCAUGGAUGGAGAGGGGUGUUUGCCACCUUUUUUGCUGCCUCUGCUGGCGACAGGGCUAAGUGGGGAAAGGAGCAGAGCAAAGCUGGUGCCAUGCAGGACAGCUGGGCUCUGUGGAUUUGCGAGGACCAUCCAUGCUGCUGUGGAUUACCCCAGGACCCUCUAGCCCAUCUCACUGCCAACCCAAAACCUGGUUCUCCCAGAGGCUGUGGCAACUCUGGCUCAGGCUCCAGGCAUCCCCAGGACAUGCAGUCAGUUUGGCCAAGGCAAACUGCCCGAUUUUUUUUUUUUUUUUAAAUAAACUAAAACCCUAGACUCGUUGGUGUUUUUACAACUCUGGUGUGGUUCCCGCCUGUCUGACCAUGUGUCAACCUUUGUAACAUUGGCAAUAAACCAUUAAAAGUGACUUUCCCAUGA